Messenger RNA from Aspergillus puulaauensis, 1629 nucleotides. RefSeq names its product flavin-containing monooxygenase. The record is from RefSeq and is a predicted model, not a curated record. The transcript is spliced from 2 exons. The coding region runs from base 1 to 1629 and encodes 542 amino acids. Gene Ontology annotation, molecular function: N,N-dimethylaniline monooxygenase activity; flavin adenine dinucleotide binding; NADP binding. Lineage: Eukaryota; Fungi; Ascomycota; Eurotiomycetes; Eurotiales; Aspergillaceae.
AUGGGUUCCAUCUCUCCAAGCCCACCAACCCUCGACGCCCUAAUAGUCGGCGCCGGCUUCGGCGGAAUCUACCAACUCAAGAACCUCCGCUCCAACAACUACACCGUGAAACUCGUCGACAGCGCCUCCGACUUCGGCGGCGUGUGGUACUGGAACCGGUACCCCGGCGCAAGAGUCGACAGCCCCGUACCGCACUACGAAUUCUCAGACCCAGAUCUGUGGCACGACUGGUCAUUUAAGCAGCGGUUCCCCGGUAGCCAGGAGAUAAGGGAGUACUUUGCGUAUGUGGACAAGAAGUGGGACUUGAAGAGGGAUGUGGAGUUUGAUACGGUUAUUGUUGGUGCGGUGUUUGAUGAGGAGAGGAGUGUUUGGAGGGUUACCAGUAGCAGUGGGAAGGUGUUUGUUGCGAGAUAUCUGUUGCUGAAUACGGGUUUUGCGGCGAAGAGACAUAUACCUGACUGGAAGGGGAUUGGGUCUUUCAAAGGGACAUGGAUCCAUCCUUCAUACUGGCCGAAGAAAGAGGACGAGCCGGAUCUGCGUGGGAAGAAGGUCGCUGUUAUUGGGACUGGGUCUACGGGCGUGCAGCUCGCGCAGGAACUCAUCCAGGUGGCGGGUGAAUUCGUGCUGUUCCAGAGAACGCCGAAUCUGGCUUUACCUAUGAAGCAGAUCAAUUACAACCAGGGCGAGCAGCAGGAAAUAGUCCCUAAGGAGUCAUAUCCGGCCUUGUUCGAUGGCCGGCGGGAGAGCUUCCCUGGGUUCGAUUACGGCUUCACGCCGCGGUGUACGUUCGAUGAUACGCCUGAAGAGCGAAAGGAGAUGUAUGAGGAGCUUUGGAAACAUGGAGACUUUCAUUACUGGCUUGCUUCGUACCAGGAUAUGAUGUUCAAUCAGGAGGCGAACAAAGAGGCCUACGAGUUCUGGAAGAGCAAGGUUCGACCCCGGAUUCAGGAUCCGAGGUUGAGAGAUAUCCUCGCUCCAGAGAUCCAGCCACAUGGGUUUGGGUGUAAGAGGAUUUCCCUGGAGAAUGGCUUCUACGAGAUAUUCAACCAGGCCAAUGUCUCACUUGUGGACGUCAAUGCCACUCCGAUACUGGAGGUCACCGAGCGAGGUAUCAAGACGACUGAGAAGGAGUGGGAGUUCGAUUAUAUUGUCUUCGCGACUGGCUUUGACGCCGUUACUGGCGGUCUGUUGCAGAUGGGUCUUCAGGGGAGAGGUGGCCAGAGUCUGCAAGAGAAGUGGAAGAAUGGCACCAAGACGUACCUUGGGAUGGCAGUCUCAGGGUUCCCAAACAUGUUCUUCACGUAUGGUCCACAGGCACCCACUGCCCUGUGUAAUGGGCCAACCUGCGCGGAGUAUCAGGGAGACUUUAUCAUUGGGGUCCUGAACCAUAUGAAGGAACGGGGUCUCGAGCGUAUUGAGGCUUCGGCUGACGCCGAGGACGCGUGGGGUGAGGAUAUCCGGAAGUUUGCCAGCGCUACUUUGCUGCCUGAGACGGAUUCAUGGUACAUGGGAGCGAACAUCCCUGGGAAGCUCCGCGAGCCUCUGGUCUACUUUGGGGGUGUCCCGAACUACUAUGCGACUCUCGAGAGCUGUCGAAAGGGAGGAUAUACAGAGUUUCAUCAAGUGUAA